Messenger RNA from Rotaria sp. Silwood2, 2754 nucleotides. NCBI's taxonomy places the organism in Eukaryota, Metazoa, Rotifera, Eurotatoria, Philodinida, Philodinidae. The record is from the annotation of a GenBank genome assembly.
AUGGGUUUUCAAAUACCAAAUUUCGAUGAAUCAGGUAUAGGUGAUAAUGAUGAUGAUCUUGAAGCCGAAUUACGACGAUUACAACAAGGUAGUGAAGACGGCAAUCAAAGAUCGAGAGGAUCAAAAUCUGAUCCACGUGGAAUGCCACAAGAUCUUCAAACAUUUCAUAACGAUGUAAAUAAACUUCUUCAUGAUAUUGAUCGACCUAUAAAUGAUGAUGAAUUAUCUGAUGUUGAUGAAGAUGAACUUCUUGCUGAAUUGAAUGAAAUUACGGAUGAAAUUGAUACUGAAAGAUAUGAUCGAACAAAACAACCACAAACAGCAACAUCCAGUGGUAAUAUAGUGUCUGUACUCGAAGCACGUCAAUCAAUGUAUGUCAAAGCUGUAGCAGCGGCAAAAGCAAGUGGUGAUGCUGCAAAAUCUCGACGUUUAGAUCGACAACUUAAAACAAUUCAAGAUUUACUUCAAUCUGCUCGUGCUGGUCAAUCAAUUGAUGAAAGUGAAAUUCCACCUGAAGUUUUCAUUGCUUCUCAAUCUGCAUCUGUACCGCAGCAAACACCUGUACGAGCUCCUUCUCCUUCGCCAGCACCACCACAGCCAGCUGCACCACGUUCACGUGUUGUACCUUUACCACAACCACCACCUCCAGCAUCGAUCCGAACCAAUAAUAAUAAUAAUCCAGCUGUAUUUAAACCACAAGCACCACCUACUUCUACAGAUUCAGAUCCUGCAAUUGCACGGCUUAAAGCCUUAGCUUUACAAGCUAAACAACAAGGAGAUAUGACGAAAGCAAAAGAAUAUAUUAUUCAAUUGAGGGCAUUACAAAGUAAAACAACAUCUACGGUUCCUUCUUUUGCACAAAAAGAAACAUAUGAUAAUGUGCCAGAAGAUGAUGGUCCACCACCAGCUUUACCAUUAAAAGCACCUGAACCUCGUACAAUCAUGGAAGCAUUACAACAACGACAUGAAGAGUUAACUAAACGUGGUGAAGAAGCAGCUAGAAGUGGUGAUAAUCCCAAAGCAAGACGAAUGGAACGACUUUCAAAACAAUACACCGAAGCUAUCGAUGCUACACGAAAAGGUCGUCCAUAUAAUUAUAGUGAAUUACCAGAUAUACCUGGUUUUGCACCGAUUCCUGUUCAACAAUCUAAACCUCAACCAACGGCACCACCUUCAUCUGUUCCAGCAGCUAAACCAGUACCAUCAAAUACACAAACACGACCAUCACAAUCUCAACAACAACGGCCUGUACCUACAGCAGCCUUGACUACUACAAUUAACGCAAGAAAAAGUCAACAAGUUCAAGUGCUUCGUCUUAAACAAGAAAAAUUUCAAAAACUUGCUGUACAAGCUAAACAAAAAGGUGAUCUUGAAACGGCUAAAAAGUUUCUUUUUGCCUAUAAAGGGCUUGAACAAAUGGUUGAAGCUGCUGAAUCUGGUUUACCUGUUGAUAUGAGUCAAGUACCUAAAUUACCUGAUGAUGAUAAUGAUAUGAUAGAUGAUGAUGAUUUAACACAAGAUUUAGCUCGUGCAGAUCGUGAUACAAUAUAUCGUCGUUUACAAGAAGAUCUUCUUAAACAAAUUCAAUUAUGUGCACGUAAUCAACAAAUAUAUGCACAAAUGGAAGGAAUAAAUAAUGCAAAAUAUACAAAUGAAUAUAAAGUUCUUGAACAACGUUGUGCAAAUGAUUUAGAAAAAUUACGACAAUGUUUUCAACAUGGUUUAAAACCACCAUUAUUUCAUUAUGAAAGAAGACAAAUGACUAUUGUACAAGUUAAUAAUGAUUUAGGAGAUAAUGAUCUUGAGGUUAAUAUUCUUCGUGGUAUUAAUUUACCUGUUCCAUCAGGUCAAUCUGCAUCAUCACUUGAAACUUAUGUAGCUAUCGAAUUUCCUUAUCCAACUGAAACUCCUCAAACGGCACGAACUCGUCAUGCAGUUGGUUCAGUAAAUGCUGAAUAUCCUGAUUCAUUACAUAAAUUUUAUAUAAAAUCCAAUGAUGCAAAAUUUAGACGCUUAAUGAAUCGAAAAGAAUUAAAAUUAGCUGUUUUUUAUAAAGCUGGUUUUCUUCGAUCAGAUCGUCCAUUGGGUACAGCAUCAAUUAAACUAGCUACAUUAGAACAAGCAUGUACAAUACAUGAAUCAGUUGAUUUAUAUGAAAGUGAACAUAAGAAAAAAAUUGAAGGAAAAUUAGAAGUUAAAUUACGUAUUAAAGAAGCAUUAGGACAAACAAAAGCAUCAGAUAUAUUACCACAACGCUGGCUUGUUAUUGAUCGUUUUGAAGAAUUAUCUUCACAUGCGAAAUCAUCAUCAACAUCAAAUCAAUCAAAUACAGCUGAAUUGACUGAUCGUCAACGUCGACGAAAACAUCAACACCAAGAACCAGCAACACCAUCUACAUCCGCAGGUCCACAAUGUGUUCAAGUACUUAAUUAUGAAGUUUCACUUAUUCAACAACAAAUUGAACAAUUACAUGAUCAUCUUACACCUGAACAACUUCAUCGAUUAAAAAUGAAACGUCGGGAAAUUGAGGAACAAAGUGAUCGAUUAGUUGAGUUUUUACGUAUGGGAGGAAAACAAGCUGUUCAAGAACAUGUACGAGGUCUUGAAGAAUUAAGUGAUUAUUAUGAUCAAGAAGCACGCGAAUAUCAUCAACGACGCGAAACAAAAAAAGCUGAUAUUGCUCUAACAAAAAAGAAACUUGUGAUGAAAGAAAUCAAUACACUUACAGGGCAACCAUCAUCAACAAGAUUUUGA